AUGCUGUCUCCACGGUUGUUCCACAAAAUCUUAGGAGUAGCUUUUUUCCUGUUUCCAUGCUGUGCUCAAGGUAAACCAGCAGGAAUUCGUCCACCGCCUGGUUUUGGGCACUUGCCUGAAGAUGGGAUAGAUGAAGGAUUUAUACCAGGUUUCCUACCGCUGGUUGAUAAUAAAAUGGAAGAUGUUAUGCAUCAAUUAGAACAUCGGAUUUCCAGACUUGAAGGAGUCCUCCACUUGGAAAAGAUGAUAACAACAUCUGGAGGAAAAAUAUUUGCUACCAAUGGGAAAAGAGCUGAUUUCCGUACUACACUGAAAAAAUGCAAAGAGGCUGGAGGGUCUAUUGCCACUCCGAGGAACGCGGGCGAGAAUGAUGCCAUUCUCUACUUUGUGAAAAGUUUUAAUACCUACGCCUACCUGGGGAUAGAAGAAUCUCUAAUUCCAAGCAAAUUCCAGCUCCUGGAUGGUACACAGCUGAACUAUACCAACUGGCAUUUAAACGAACCUUCUGGCAAAGGGGAAGAGGAAUGUGUGGAGAUGUACACCGAUGGCACUUGGAAUGACAGAAGGUGCAACCAGAAUCGCCUUGUUGUCUGUCAGUUUUAG
Messenger RNA from Charadrius vociferus (killdeer), 603 nucleotides. RefSeq names its product pulmonary surfactant-associated protein A-like. The record is from RefSeq and is a predicted model, not a curated record. Lineage: Eukaryota; Metazoa; Chordata; Aves; Charadriiformes; Charadriidae. The transcript has 3 exons. The coding region runs from base 1 to 603 and encodes 200 amino acids.